This is a messenger RNA of Maylandia zebra (zebra mbuna), 3568 nucleotides long. RefSeq names its product arrestin, beta 1 (gene arrb1). The record is from RefSeq and is a predicted model, not a curated record. Gene Ontology annotation, biological process: negative regulation of Notch signaling pathway; signal transduction; G protein-coupled receptor internalization. Lineage: Eukaryota; Metazoa; Chordata; Actinopteri; Cichliformes; Cichlidae. Gene Ontology annotation, molecular function: G protein-coupled receptor binding. Gene Ontology annotation, cellular component: cytoplasm.
UUAACAUGUUUUACUGCUAAUGAGUCUGACAGAAGAGAGAGGGGGAGAGCAUGCCAGGCGCUGAGAGGAAGGAAGCAGGCGAGUUAAAGAGGAGGAGGGGCAGAGUGGUGGAUUCAGUCAGUCCUUCGUUCAGUCGCAGCUCAGAUGGAGGUUUUUCCUCCUGCUGAGGACACUCUGAUGGCAUGACAACGGCUUCCUGAGUGAGAAAGAGAGAGAGAGAGAUAUCCUGCCCUCAGUUUCCACGGUGACGGCAUCCCUCCAUCCUCCUCCAUCAUCUCUCCGCCCGGCUGCUGUCGACAUCGUCGGGAUGGGAGAUAAAGGAACAAGAGUGUUUAAGAAAGCCAGCCCCAAUGGAAAGCUCACCGUCUACCUGGGGAAGAGAGACUUCGUGGACCACGUGGAUCGGGUGGAGCCUGUCGACGGCGUCGUUCUGAUCGACCCGGAGUACCUGAAGGAGAGGAAAGUGUUUGUGACUCUGACGUGUGCGUUCCGUUAUGGUCGCGAGGAUUUGGACGUCCUCGGAUUGACGUUCCGGAAGGACCUGUUUGUGGCGAACAUCCAGGCGUUUCCUCCGGUCACCGAAGAGAAGAAGACUCUGACUCGUCUUCAGGAACGUCUGAUUAAAAAACUGGGAGAACACGCCUACCCGUUCACCUUCGAGAUUCCUCUGAACCUGCCGUGUUCGGUCACCCUGCAGCCGGGACCGGAGGACACCGGAAAGGCCUGCGGAGUCGACUUUGAGGUGAAAGCUUUCUGUGCCGAAAAUGUUGAAGAAAAGAUCCACAAAAGGAACUCUGUGCGUCUGGUGAUCAGGAAGGUGCAGUACGCUCCAGAGAAACCUGGCCCUCAGCCGACGGCAGAAACCACCAGACAGUUCCUGAUGUCGGAUAAACCGCUGCACCUGGAGGCCUCGCUGGACAAGGAGAUCUAUUACCACGGUGAGCCAAUCAGCGUCAACGUUCACGUCACCAACAACACCAACAAGACCGUGAAGAAGAUGAAGAUCUCAGUGCGACAGUACGCCGACAUCUGCCUGUUCAACACGGCUCAGUACAAAUGUCCCGUGGCCACCGAGGAGUCAGAUGACGUUGUGGCUCCCAGUUCGACUUUCUGCAAAGUUUUCACCCUCACUCCGUUUCUGGCCAACAAUCGCGAGAAACGAGGUCUCGCUCUGGACGGAAAACUGAAGCACGAGGACACCAACCUGGCGUCCAGCACGCUGUUGAGAGAUGGAGCCAAUAAGGAGAUUCUCGGCAUCAUCGUGUCCUACAAAGUCAAAGUGAAGCUGGUUGUGUCUCGUGGCGGGCUCCUUGGAGAUCUGGCAGCGAGUGACGUCUCGGUCGAGCUGCCCUUCACGUUAAUGCACCCGAAGCCUUUAGAGGAGUCCUUCUACAGGGAAGCUGCAGACGAGGCUCCAGUCGACGCGAACCUCAUCGAGUUUGACACAAACGACGAUGACAUCAUCUUCGAAGACUUUGCCCGCCAGCGGCUGAUCGGAGCAAAAGACGACAAGGAUGAAGACGAGGAGCCGGUGGACUCGCCCAAACUGGACGACAGAUAGAGGGGAGGAGACACUGCGGCUGUUGUUUUGCUGCUGUAUGUAGUGUGGAGCUAAUGGAGUUCACCUUUAGGUCAAACCACAGUCUGGACACCCUUUAAACACUCGGUGGUGCCGUGUUUGUGUGCUCGUUCAUGUCUGUCCUCUCUGAGUCCCGGUGAGGUGUUUAAAAAAAAAACUAGAAUACUGCAGCCUAGACAUCGGAGCGGCUCUUUGCUCCGACGGAGUCGCCUGGAGCGCCGACCCGGCAGCUCCUAACGACAGCUGGUAGCAUGCCUCUAAUGUCUCUUUGUUCUAAGUGUUUCCAUUAGGGACCAAACAGAUGUAAAGUUGUGUUGAGAUUAGUUUAAAGUCUUUAGAAACAACACUGCCAGCCUCGGUUGAUCUUGAACCCUCUGCCACUGGAGACAAACUUCAGCCGAUGGAGGAUUUUGCUGAGUAACCAUCUGUAGUCGGUGUUGCUGAAGCUGCAGAGCAGAUGGGAAACGGCACCGAAGUGAUCUGCUGGGCCGCCCGACAAGAGGACCUCAAACUGUCAGAGUGAGCCACCGACCAUUUAACAGCAACCGGUGGCCUAGUUUGCAUGAAUAAAUACUUCCUAUGAUUUAUUAAUGUCAUGAAUAAUCAAACUGAUUUUAAAUAGCAUACGGUUUCAUGUGUUCAUGCUGAUAAUUUUCCGAAUCAUCAUCAGAACGAUUUUCUUCCUUGCAGGUAGUCGCUGGUCGUCCAUUCGCUUCGUUUCUGUUAAAAUCAGCACGGCUUCAUGUUGCCUUAAAGUAAACGCUGCGCUUUAAUAUGAUACAUGUGUCAGACAAAUAUAAUUGGAAUCCUUUACGUGUUUGUUACCUUUACCUCUGUUUAACUGAAACAAUCAGACAUCUGGCAGAAAUUUAAAGAGCAACUGUUCGAACUGUGGCCUGAUCGUUGUGAAUGCUUUUAAGACUGGAGAGAUAUAUAUUUUGUUUCCUCAAACAACAUUCUGAUAAUUAUGAGUCACUUUAGUGUGACAGGCUAAUUCUGAAGCUAAUAAUGUUAAAUUUCUACUGAAAUAUCCGAAACAUUUCGUCACCCAGUAAAUCUUCACUUACCUUAAAUGUAAUAAAGUUUAAAACUGAAAAUAAACCGAAAGAUCUUUUAUUGAAACUGAACUGAAACUCAGAGACAGCAAGCAAAAUGGAAAAUAUUAUUUUAUUCACUAAAUAAAAUCUGAUAGAACAGUGUUGCGGUCAGAGGUCAUCACACAGGCCUCCUAGCAAACACUCACUGCUGGUGACUGGGUGGCGAGUGGUUGUGGCAGUUGCUCGGUGAAAUAUGGUGCUGCAACAAAAGCCUCCUGUGGUUGUUCUGGCCUGUGGCAGACUGCCUCAGUUGCCUGAAGUUUGCAUGGAAGAUGCAACUUUUACUGGUCUGCAGAUGACUCAACGUCUUAUAUGCAAACUACAGGUGAUGGAGGCAGUCACAGAGAGGUUUGUGGCGUAGCGGCCUUCUUUUACAUUAACCACUCACAGCUGGCUGGUGAACAAUGACCAGAGGUUGCCAGUGGGUCGUUCUCCGGUCUCUCGGCCUGUGGGACUGGCUCCUUAGACCGCUGAAGAUUAGCGCUCUAAUGGGCAAUCCCUACGUGCCGGCUGAUUUUACAGAAACAAAGUAAAACUAGUGGCUGUGCUGAAGAAAGAGAAUCUACAUGGAAAUUCAUCAAUGAUUUGUAAGAGAAUUGGCAGGGAUGUCAUCCAUCCAUAUGUCGUAUCAGGUGACUUGAGCAGGUAAAGAAAUUGUGCAAACCUUUAUUUUGAAAAGAUUCAAAGUUAAAGAGUCUCAAACAUCCUGUAUGAGGGGUAAGAUGUGUUUCUGCUUACUUUAAAGUCAGACUGAAACCAGUUUUUGCAUUGUAACGUACAGUUUAAGAAAAAACAGAAAACAUCAGCUGUGUCUGACUGUUCAUUUUGGCGGGGCGUGAGGAAAACUUGUAUAUUUCACUGGAUCUUAAAUAAAAGGACGUUUGUGUCCCCA